AUGGAAGACGACAAUCAAAGGAUAAUGUGUAUGAAUGACGACGAUGGAUCCAAUUGUUCAAGAAAUCUUAACGAAGAUCAGCAGAAAGCACUUAAAAUGGCUAUCAGUUCGGAAGAAAACAGUAUCGUCCUUAUUCAGGGUCCUCCCGGUACUGGAAAAACGUUCACACUUGCUGAAGUCAUUUGUGAAUUUAUGAUUCGAAAAGAAAAGAUAUUCGUGCUUACUCCAUCGAAUUAUGCGAGAUUCAACAUUAUCAAUGCCGUCGGAAAAAGUGUCAAUGAAAAGAAAUUGCAAGUAUCCGAAACAGCAUUGAUACAUAAGGAAAGUAUGGAAAUUUUUAUUCGAUGCCAUCCGGACUAUAAAGCUAUUAACAAUUUGGCGAAAGCUCGAGACGAGCUUGAUAUAGCAAGCGAGGAAUUCGAGGAACUUCAAAAGGAAAUUAUUAUUAGGAAGAAUUUAAUCAAAAGGCAAAUAUUAAGUGAUGCGCUUGUCGUAUUUUCGACUGUUACCAGCUCAUUUGUGCAGACUUGCCAGAAAGCGAUGUUCAAUACUAAUAUUGCCAUUAUCGAUGAAGCCGGACAGUUAGCUGAAGUGCAUCAGUGGUCUAAUAUGAAAAAUAUCACGCGCCUAAUUCUUGCCGGGGACCCGCAACAGUUGCCUGCCUUUUCAAGAAUCAACGAGGCAAAAGAGGCUAAACUCAAUGAAUCUUUGAUGGAACGCCUAUUAAGAGAGCAUAAUUGGGAUAAAUUCAUAAUGCUCACAACUCAAUACAGAGAAAUACCGAAUGUUAAAGCUAAAUCGAUAAUCGGUGACCCUAGAUUCUCUCCACUAGUUCUCUGCGAUACUGAUGGAGAAGUUCAUUUAGUUUUAACCCAUCUCGAAACAUUACUUCAAUACGGAGUUUUGCCGGAACAUAUUGGAAUAAUUACACCAUACAUUGCUCAGGACAUUGUUAUCGACACCGUUGACGCAUUUCAGGGAAAAGAACGUGAAAUAAUUCUAUUUUCGAUGGUCAGAAAAAAUCCGUUAGCAAUCUUAGGGUUUCUGAACGAAAUUAAAAGAUUAAAUGUCGCAGUUACUCGCGCAAAACGACAAUUUAUCAUGUUUGGAUCGUCGUGGAUGCUUAGCAAAUCGAAAAAGAAAGAAAUAAUCAAACUUUUAGAGUAA
Molecule: messenger RNA, 1167 nt
Organism: Caenorhabditis bovis
Lineage: Eukaryota; Metazoa; Nematoda; Chromadorea; Rhabditida; Rhabditidae
Source: the annotation of a GenBank genome assembly